Molecule: messenger RNA, 222 nt
Organism: Pieris macdunnoughi
Lineage: Eukaryota; Metazoa; Arthropoda; Insecta; Lepidoptera; Pieridae
Source: the annotation of a GenBank genome assembly
AUGAAUCCUGUGUGUGUUCUUGUCAUUGUAAACUGUGUGCAAAGUGUGAAAUACAGGCCACUGCAACUAAAGCCUAAAGUCGGCUCCCCAUGGAGUACUUUCCUCUGGGUAGUAGCUCACCAGUACCAGCAUCUUCUGCCUACAUUUGACGUAGAGCUGUUUGAACCGUCCACGACCAAUAGCUGCUUCUUCUUUUGGCACUUACCAUUAAGAGUGUUUUGA